Leptinotarsa decemlineata (Colorado potato beetle) is the source of this 923-nucleotide messenger RNA. Its product is annotated as pickpocket protein 28. Gene Ontology annotation, cellular component: plasma membrane. The record is from RefSeq and is a predicted model, not a curated record. Gene Ontology annotation, biological process: sodium ion transmembrane transport. Gene Ontology annotation, molecular function: ligand-gated sodium channel activity. NCBI's taxonomy places the organism in Eukaryota, Metazoa, Arthropoda, Insecta, Coleoptera, Chrysomelidae.
GAUAUUAUGGUUCGUCAUAAUAGCAAUAGCCGUUGGACUGUCCAUUUACUACAUACUGGAACUAUAUUACAAAUAUGAAGAGAACCCUUUCAUAGUAAAUCUGGCGACUAGAGAAUCUCCAAUAUACACCAUACCAUUUCCUGCUGUAACCAUUUGUCCGGUGAUCAAAACUCAGAGGUUUAUGUUCAACUUUACCAAGGCGGUGAAGAAGAUUUGGAACAACGAAUCCUUGACGGAGGACGAGUCAAUAAGAACUCAAUACUUGUCCUUACUUUGUGAUAAUAUCGAUACUUCCUAUAAGGAGCAUCUACUUCAAAAUGAAACAUUUACAGAAGACUUUUUCGAUCAGUUACAUGAGCUGAAACCUGAUACUGUAUUUUUUUUAUGUAAUUUCAUGGGAAAGGAUUUCAAUUGUGAAGACUUAUUUGUCCCAGUAAUAUUAGAUGAUGGGGUUUGUUAUACGUUCAACAUGCUAAACCGGGAAGAUAUCUUUAAGAAGGACGUUUUAGAUGACAUGAAAAUACGUGAGCUUGCUGGCCUAUUCAAAGGAGUAUACGAUAUUAAUCCAACUUGCAACUGCAUGCCUCUAUGCACGGAACUUUCCUAUGAUAUAGAAACUGGCAGAACAUUUUUCCCAUGGAAAGAGAAAUUGAAAAUAUUCCAACUCAACCAAACCUACGAAUUGAACACAUCACAUUACCAUUUCUCGAAGUUAUCAGUCUUCUUCAACAGAGAUCAGUUCCUGACUUCUCAAAGAAACGAGCUUUAUGGACCUUUUGAUUUUUUGGCAAACUUUGGCGGACUACUUGGCCUUUUUACGGGAUUCUCUCUCUUAUCAGCGGUGGAAAUUUUGUAUUACCUCUCUGUUCGAUUGUUUUGUAAUUUUCUUACAGACACUAAUUUUUCAAAAAACUAGAUUUGUA